AUGGCCGAUAAAUUGAAGAAGGGUGGCAAUGGAGAUGGGGAUGGCGCCUGGAGCGAUGCAGUGCUUAACAAGCUGCUAUCUGAGCUCAAGAACAAGAACCCUGAGAUCCGAGCCAAGGCGGCCAAGAAGCUCAAGAAUCAUCCGUCUGUCCUUUCCAACCUGCUCUACUUGUCGCCGGUCGCCACACAAGCACGCGAGAUGUCGAGCGAGCACUUCACGCGCUUCAUGAACGACCUCACCAACAAACACAUAUUCGAGCUUGUAAAUAGUCAGGUCGUGCACGAGAAAAUCGGAGGCAUCAUGGCCAUCGACAAACUGAUCGACAUCGAGCACGACGAGAACGCGAAAACGACGCGCCUGGCCAACUAUCUCCGACUCGGCCUCCAAUCCAACGAUCCCACCGUCAUGACAAUGGCUGCCAAAGCUCUGGGUCGCUUGGCCCAAGCCAGCGGUACGCUGACGGCGGUGUUCGUGGUCGAGUUCGAGGUCAAGCGCGCGCUCGAAUGGCUGCAGGAUGCCCGACACGAAUCACGACGCUACGCCGCCGUGCUCGUGCUCAAAGAGCUCGCAGAAAACGCGCCCACCCUGUUCUAUGUCCACGUCGCAUCGUCGGCUCUGCAUGACAACAACGUCUCCAUCCGAGAGGGCGCUGUGGACGCACUGCACGCUGCGCUGGCUCUCAUUUCCGAGCGCGAGAACCGGCUGAGGCUGCAGUGGUACCACAAGAUCUACGAGGAGGCGCAGAAGGGACUGCGCCAGAACACAGUGCCCACGAUCCACGGCUCGCUCAUCACCCUGGGCGAACUGUUGCGAAACACGGGCGAGUUCAUGAACUCGCGAUUCAAGGAGGUGUGCGACACCAUCCUCAAGCACAAGGACCACAAGGAGAAGAUCAUCAAGCGCACCGUCAUCUCGCUCCUACCCCGCCUGGCGGCCUUUGCCUCCGAAGAGUUCGUGCUCAACUACCUGAACGUCUGCAUGCAAACGCUGCUCGCGGUGCUGAAGAAGGACGGCAAGAACGAGGAGCGAGCGAGCGCGUUCAUCGCGUUGGGCGAGAUCGCGCACUCGGUGGGCACCAACAUCAAGCCCUACCUGGAGCAGCUCAUCGGCAUCCUCAAGAGUGCGCUCAACGUCAAGAACAAGAGCUACUGUCUCCAGUCGCUGACCUGCGUGAGCAUGAUCAGCCCGGUCGUCGGCGUUGCCAUGCAGAAGGACAUGCACGAGAUCCUCGAUCUGAUGUUCUCGGGCGGGCUGAACCCGACGCUCACGGAUGCCCUUACGGAGCUGGCGAUCCAUAUCCCGUCCAUGCUGCCCAUGAUCCAGGAGAAGCUCAUGGACCAGCUCUCGAUCGUGCUGGCCGGCAGGCCCUUCACCCACCCCGGCAACCGGACCACCAAGCUCCGGAAGAGUAUCAGCGUGCAGCCCUCGAUCACCGUCGGAUCCCAGCCGAUCUACGCGGACAAGCCUGCCGCGAUCCAGCUGGCCCUGAAGACGCUCGGGUCGUUCAACCUGCAGGAGAAGCUUCUCACGGAAUUCGUGCGCGAGGUGGUGGUGGGCUUCCUCGAUGAUGAUGACCCUUCGAUUCGUAAGGCCGCGGCCCUCACGUGCAGCAGCCUACUGGUGCGCUCCAACACGCAUGCGCCCACCCGAGGCCAGUUGGCCGUCGUCAUCGGCGAAGUGCUCGAAAAGCUGCUCAUUGUCGGCAUUGCCGACCCUGAUUCGUCGAUCAGGAAGACUGUGCUGUCGUGCCUGGACUCGCGAUUCGAUCACCACCUGGCGCAGGCCGAGAACUUGCGUUCGCUUUUCAUCGCCCUGAACGAUGAGGUGUUCGAGAUCCGUGAGUUGGCGAUCACCACCAUCGGCCGACUCACGAUCCGCAAUCCCGCCUACGUGAUGCCUUCGCUCCGCAAGACGCUCAUCCAGCUCCUCACCGAGCUCGAGUUCAGCGGUGACAGCCGCAACAAGGAGGAGAGCGCGCGUCUGCUGGGGCAUCUGAUUCGCUCCUCGCAGCGGCUUAUCAAGCCCUACGUCGAGCCGAUCCUCAACGCCCUGCUCCCCAAGCUCAAGGACACCAAUCCGCGUGUGGCCUCGUGUGUGUUGGCCACGCUGGGCGAGCUAGCGACCGUGGGCGGCGAGGACAUGACGCCGCACAUCCCUCAGCUGCUGCCCCUCAUCAUCGACACCCUCCAGGACCAGAGCUCGGUGGUCAAGCGCGAAGUCGCCCUCCGCACGCUCGGCCAACUCGCCGAGAGCUCCGGCUAUGUGAUCGAGCCAUUCGUCAAGUACCCGAAGCUGCUUGAGAUUCUGAUCAACGAGAUCAAGACCGAGCAGGGGGCGUCGAUCCGCCGCGAGGUGGUCAAGGUGCUGGGCAUCCUGGGCGCGCUGGACCCCUACAAGCACAAGACCAUCCAGAUCGAGGUCCGCAAGGAGAAGAGCGAGGAGACCAGCACCGGGCCGGCCAACCAGCUCCCCACCGACUCGCUGCUGGGCAUGGGCUCGGAGGAGUACUACCUGACCCAUCACACGACGGUGAUCCAGGCGGUGAUGCUCAUCUUCAAGUCGCUGGGCCUCAAGUGCAUCCCGUUCCUGCCGCAAAUCAUGCCGCCCUUCCUGCAGUGCAUGCGCACCAAGGAGACCGGAUUCCUCAAAUUCCUCUUCAAGCAGCUGGGCCUCCUCGUUGCCAUCGUCAAGCAGCACAUCCGGGACUAUCUGGACGAGAUCUUUUCGCUGAUCAAGGAGUACUGGGAGACCUCGCUCCUCGACCAAAUCAUCACCCUCGUCGAGGUCCUCUCGCAGGCACUCAACGACGAGUUCAAGGUGUACCUGCCGGAGCUCAUCCCGCAGAUGCUCAACGUGCUGCACACGGACCGCACCAAGGAGCGCGACGCGACGCAGAACAUCCUGCACGCGCUCGAGCUGGUCGAGCAGGCCGACGUCAUCGACUCGCAGGUGCGGAUCCUGGCCACCCAGACCCUCGGCCGGCUGGGCAACAAGCUCAACUUCUCCGACUACGCGUCGCGCAUCAUUCACCCGCUCGCCCGCAUUCUCGACGGCGACGACCUCGAGAUCAAGCACGUGGACCAUGGAGACGCUCUCGGCUCGGACUACGCCAUCUUCAUCCCCAUGGUCAACAAGGUGCUGGUCAAGCACCGCAUCCAGCACUCACCUACGAGACUCUCGCUGCUGAAGAAUCAGCCGCUGGUGCUGGAGGGCGCCGAGGCGAUCGAGGCCCAGCGGAAGCACGCCGAGUCGAACGCGUCGAGCGAGAUGUUCGCCAUGGGCACCGGGAGCAAGCUCAAGAUGAACGAGCCCAAGCUCCGCAAGGCCUGGGAAGCGUCGAACCGGUCGACAAAAGAUGAUUGGCACGACUGGAUGCGUCGCUUCUCGGUGGAGCUGCUGCAGCAGUCGCCGUCGCCCGCGCUCCGGUCGUGUCUGUCGAUGGCCCAGGUCUACCCGUCGCUGGCGCGCGAGCUGUUCAACGCCGGCUUCGUCUCGUGCUGGACCGAGCUGCACGAGCAGUACCAGGACCAGUGCGUCUACAGCCUCGAGAUGGCCCUCAACGCGCCCUCCAUUCCGCCCGAGAUCCUGCAGAAGCUGCUCAACCUCGCCGAGUUCAUGGAGCACGACGACAAGCCCCUCCCCAUCGACAUCAAGACGUUGGGCGCGCUGGCCGACAAGUGCGCUGCGUUUGCGAAGGCGCUGCACUACAAGGAGAUCGAGUUCCAGACCUCGCCGGCCACCACCUGCGAGGCGCUCAUCUCGAUCAACAACCAGCUCGACCUGCCCGAGGCGGCCGUCGGCAUCCUCCUCUACGCCCAGCAGAACUACGACAUCGAGCUCAAGGAGUCCUGGUACGAGAAGCUCCAGCGCUGGGACCAGGCCAAGGAGGUGUACGAGCGCAAGCAAAAGGCGCGGCCGGAUGACAUCGAGCUGACGAUGGGCCGCAUGCGCUGCCACCACGCGCUUGCCGAGUGGGAGGAAUUGACCAAGCUCGCCGAAGGCAUUUGGCCCAAGGCGGACAAGUCCACCCGCCAGCGGAUGGCGCCCCUCGCCGCGGGCGCCGCCUGGAACCUGCGACUGUGGAAGAACAUUGAGGACUACAUCGGCGUCAUGCCAGACAACACCGUACCGACCAUCAUUCUCAUCAUCAUCAUCAUCAUCAUCAUCAUCACCUUCAUCAUCAUUGCCUUCAUCAUCAUUGCCUUCAUCAUCAUUGCCUUCAAGAAGACUCAUCAACCCGAUGGCACGUUCUUCAAGGCGAUACUCAACCUGCACAAGGAGAACUACGAGGAGGCGCACAAGUACAUCAACAGGACGCGCGAGCUGCUGGACACGGAACUGCGCGCCCUGGUGGGCGAGUCCUACAACCGGGCCUACAAGGUGGUGGUCAAGGUCCAGCAGCUGUCCGAGAUGGAGGAGGUCAUCAACUACAAGCAGUCCGUGGACGCCGAGGACCGGAAGGCCAUGAUCCGCACCAUCUGGACCAAGCGGCUCAAGGGCUGCCAGCGCAACGUCGAAGUUUGGCAGGACAUGCUGGCUGUGCGGUCGAUGGUGAUUCCGCCGAUCGAGGACAUGGACAACUGGCUCAAGUUUUCGAGCCUGUGCCGCAAGAGCGGCCACAUGCGCCUGUCGUACAAGACCCUGGUCAACCUCCUGGGCUUCGACCCCGCGCCCACCUCCCUCGACAAGUUCGCCUCGCACCCCUACCCCGGGGUGACGUUCCACUAUUUGAAGCACAUGUACGACGCGGGGGACAAGAAGGACGCGUUCGAGCGGCUGCGGGUCUUCACCCGGAACCUGCAGGACGACGCCAAGCUGCUGGCCCGGUGCCACCUCACCCUGGGCCAGUGGGAGAGCGAGCUCCACGACAACCUGUCCGAGUCCACCAUUCCGCACAUCCUCGCGUCGUUCAAGGCCGCCACCGAGUACGACGACCACUGGUACAAGGCCUGGCACUCGUGGGCCCUGUCCAACUUCGAGGUCAUCACCCACUACCAGAAGCUGGCCCAGCCCGACAAGAUCACCCCGCACCUCGUGCCCGCCGUCGCCGGCUUCUUCCGCUCCAUCGCCCUCGCCCCGCAGGGCAAGAGCCUCCAGGACACCCUAAGGCUGCUGACGCUGUGGUUCAAGUACGCCGACAAGAAGAAGGUGGAGGAGGCCCUGAUCGAGGGCUUCAACACGGUCUCGAUCGACACGUGGCUCCAGGUCGUGCCGCAGCUCAUCGCCCGCAUCCACUCGCCGGUGCCCAGCGUGGCCUGCAUGGUCCACGACCUGCUCACCAACGUGGGCCGCGAGCACCCCCAGGCCCUCGUCUACCCGCUCUCCGUCGCCUCCAAGUCCCAGGCCUCCGCCCGCGUCUCCGCCGCCAACAGUAUCCUGGACAAGAUGAGGAAGCACUACAACUCGCUGGUCGAGGCGGCGCUGCUGGUGUCGAAGGAGCUGAUCCGGGUGGCGAUCCUGUGGCACGAGAUGUGGCACGAGGGCCUGAACGAGGCCUCGCGCCUCUACUUUAGCAACCGCGACGUCGAGGGCAUGUUCAAGAAGCUCCAGCCCCUCCACGAAAUGCUCGACAAGGGACCGGAGACGCUGCGCGAGGUGUCGUUCCAGCAGGCCUACGGGCGCGACCUGCAGGAGGCGCUCGAGUGGUGCAAGAAGUACUCGCGCUCCAACAAGGUGUCCGACCUCAACCAGGCGUGGGAGCUCUACUACCACGUCUUCCGCCGCCUCGACAAGCAGCUCCUCCAAAUGACCACCUUCGAGCUCCAAUAUGUGUCGCCCAAUCUGCUGGAGGCGCACGAUCUGGAGCUGGCGGUGCCGGGCACCUACGAGGCGCACACGGACGAGGUGGUCAAGAUCGCGUCCUUCGCGCCCUCGCUUUCGGUCAUCAUGUCCAAGCAGCGCCCGCGCAAGCUCUCCAUGUUCGGUUCCGACGGCAAAGAAUACACCUUCCUCCUCAAAGGGCACGAGGAUCUGCGACAGGACGAGCGCGUGAUGCAGCUGUUCGGGCUGAUCAACACGCUGCUGGCCAACGACCGCGAGACCGCGAACCGGCACCUGAGCAUCCAGCGCUACGCCAUCAUCCCGCUGUCGCCCAACAGCGGCCUCAUCGGGUGGGUGCCCAACCACGACACCCUGCACGCCCUCAUCAAGGACUACCGCGAGUCGCGCAAGAUCCUCAUCAACCUCGAGCUCAAGCUCAUGGUCCAGAUGGCCAACGCCUCCACCUGCGACGCCCUCUCCCUCAUCCAAAAGGUGGAGGUGUUCGAGCAUGCGCUGGAGAACACGCAGGGGUCGGACCUGGACAAGGUGCUGUGGCUGAAGAGCCCCAACUCGGAGGUGUGGCUCGACCGGCGCACCAACUACACGCGCUCGUUGGCGGUGAUGUCCAUGGUGGGCUACAUCCUGGGCCUGGGCGACCGCCACCCGUCCAACCUCAUGCUCGACCGCCACACCGGCAAAAUCACCCACAUCGACUUUGGCGACUGCUUCGAGCCCAAGAUGCGCCAGCGGAGCUCCAGCGAGCAGGACGAUGGCGAUCUGCUGGAAUCGCCGUCGCGCGGGGAGACGCCCGAGAUCUUCUCGCCUCCCUCUGGCGGGUCGCCGCACACCGGCACCUACCGCUCCAAGAGCAUCCUGUCGCGCGCCGUGGCCAACGCCGAGCUGGCCUCCGGCACCGAGAACGGACUGAACGAAAGGGCGCUGAAGGUCAUCGACCGCGUGUCGGCCAAGCUGAGGGGCAAGGACUUCAGCAAGGAGCAGAGCCUGGACGUGCCCCAGCAGGUGCAGCGGCUCAUUGACCAGGCCACCUCCCACGAAAACCUCUGCCAAUGCUGGACCGGCUGGUGCCCCUUCUGGUAG
Molecule: messenger RNA, 6858 nt
Organism: Acanthamoeba castellanii str. Neff
Lineage: Eukaryota; Discosea; Longamoebia; Acanthamoebidae
Product: FKBP12rapamycin complex-associated protein
Exons: 37
Coding region: 1-6858 (2285 amino acids)
Biological process (GO): negative regulation of macroautophagy; protein phosphorylation; TOR signaling
Cellular component (GO): TORC2 complex; nucleus; TORC1 complex
Molecular function (GO): protein binding; protein serine/threonine kinase activity; protein-containing complex binding
Source: RefSeq, a predicted model, not a curated record